Molecule: messenger RNA, 237 nt
Organism: Helobdella robusta
Lineage: Eukaryota; Metazoa; Annelida; Clitellata; Rhynchobdellida; Glossiphoniidae
Exons: 2
Coding region: 1-237 (78 amino acids)
Biological process (GO): regulation of DNA-templated transcription
Molecular function (GO): sequence-specific DNA binding; DNA-binding transcription factor activity
Source: RefSeq, a predicted model, not a curated record
AUGCAUUAUCAAGAAGCCUCGUUCAGCACAGUACCUGCAUUCCUUACAAAAUUGUGGUCGUUGGUUGAGGAUCUUUCAACAAAUGAUCUAAUUUAUUGGGAUAUAUCAGGUAAAAGUUUCCACGUUUCUGACCAAACGAGAUUUGCUAAAGAAAUUUUGCCACUUUAUUUUAAACACAACAACAUUGCCAGUUUCAUUCGGCAGCUUAACAUGUGUAAGUUGUUAUCUAAGUUAUAA